Molecule: messenger RNA, 1929 nt
Organism: Nycticebus coucang (slow loris)
Lineage: Eukaryota; Metazoa; Chordata; Mammalia; Primates; Lorisidae
Product: protein tyrosine phosphatase type IVA 1-like
Exons: 1
Coding region: 50-559 (169 amino acids)
Biological process (GO): dephosphorylation
Cellular component (GO): nucleus
Molecular function (GO): phosphatase activity
Source: RefSeq, a predicted model, not a curated record
UCUUUCAUAACCCUUUUGAAUGUUUUUUAACUAGAUUAACAUGGCUUGAAUGAACCGCCCAGAUCCUGUAGAGGUCACAUACAAUAACAUGAGAUUUCUUAUUACUCACAAUCCAACCAAUGCGACCUUAAACAAAUUUAUAGAGGAACUUAAGAAGUAUGGAGUUACCACAAUAGUAAAAGUGUGUGAAGCAACUUAUGACACCACUCUUGUGGAGAAAGAAGGCAUCCAUGUUCUCGACUGGCCUUUUCAUGAUGGUGUACCACCAUCUAACCAGAUUGUUGAUGACUGGUUAAGUCCUGUAAAAAUCAAAUUUCGUGAAGAACCUGGUUGUUGUAUUGCCGUUCAUUGUGCUGCAGGCCUUGGAGCCCCAGUGCUUGUUGCUCCAGCAUUAAUUGAAGGUGGAAUGAAAUACGAAGAUGCAGUACAAUUCAUAAGUCAAAAGCGGCGGGGAGCUUUUAACAGCAAGCAACUUUUAUAUUUGGAGAAGUAUCGUCCUGAGAUGUGGCUGUGCUUCAAAGACUCCAAUGGUCACAGAAACAACUGUUGUAGUCAAUAAAACUGGGAUGCCUGAUGCUAUUGCCUUGGAAGUAAAACUUGAGACAGAACCUAAUUUGUCACAUGUACGUGUAUUAGCCAACAUGUUGGCUUGAUUAAUGAAGCUUCCACAGGAGUAUUGUAAAGCAGUUUUACCAGGCCACAAGCUUAACGGAAUUCCAACCUCUGUUUGGGUUAUAGUCAACCUUUUUGGACACUAAACAAAAGAUUCUUGCUGUUCAGCAUUUAGAUGUGCUUAUUAUUUGUACCAAUUGACCUUUCUUGAAAUCAUGCGGUAUGACUGAGUUAUGUCUUGUUUAAAUCUAUUCCCAUGUCAGAAUCUUAUCAAUAUAUAAGAAAUUUAGAAAGAUUAGGUGCCAAAAUACCCAGCACAAUACUUGUAUAUUUUUAGUAUCGUACUGAACUAAAAUCCCAGGAACUAUGAACACUCUAGACCUUAUGUGGUUUAUCCAGUCAUUUCAGACAUCAAAAGAAGGCCCUUGGGUUAUUUGCCUGCUCACUUUAUGUUUACAACUCCCACACUUAUACCAGUAUACGUCAGGUUUGCUCAACUAUUGAUUUGUUUUUUUCUUUUGGAUUUUUACCAAGUCUUAGAGUGAUUAUUUAAUGCUCAUUUUGCACUGUUAGAAAAAAACCUCCAUUUUUAAAAUCUACAUUGUACAGAAGCGCAUGUCUUUACUGUCUUCAGACAUAAAAAGCCUUACAGUUCAUUUAAUGUUUGCACUCUGAGGUGCAACUUAACAGGGAGGGCCUGAAAAAAGAAUAGGAGGGGCUAUUAAAUAUUUUUAGCAAAAUGUUGCCUUUGUCUUGUGCAGGACAUGUAGAAAUAUGUUCUUUAAUUUAGUAAAUAUUUUUUUUAAAGGUAGAGAUGCUUUGUUAAUUGUAUCUAAAACAAUUCUUUUUUUUUUUUUUGGUUGCAGUUCAGCUAGGGCCGGGUUUGAACCCGCCACCCUUGGUAUAUGGGGCCAGCGCCUUACCGACUGAGCCACAGGCGCCGCCCCCGCUCUAAAACAAUUCUUAAUCAUAAAAUUUCUGAAAUUCUUGUAAUUUUUUCCCCAUACUUAUCAGAAAUUGUUUACCAACUUUUUUUGUUCAAAGUGUGAUUUUUUUUUCCUUUUCUUCCCAACCUCUUGCAAAAAAAAAAAAAAAUGGGUUUCUGCUAAUGAAUUGAGCAGACAUCUAAUAAAUAUUUUAUAUGUGCCUUUUGAGCUGUGUAACUUAAUAUUUGGAUACUUGAUAAUUUGUUUUAUUAUGUAAUUGAUAAAAUGGUGAUGUGUAUUAAUGUUAGUUCAAUCAUAUAUUUAUACUGUCUGGGAGUGUGUGGUUAUAGUUCCGUGGAAGAAAUAAUUUGUCAGUGUUCACCAGCUUGUA